AGUGUUGUCACGACGCCGUUAUAGAAACAACGUGCGAUACGCGUAUUUGAGUGCUUGUUUGUGCGCCGUUUUGUAAUGAUGGCUCUCUAAAUUAUUCAUAUCAUCAUUGACUCUUCUCAGUUCACUAAAUAAUAUUUGCACAGGUGAUUUAAAUUCGGAACAAAAGCCAUUCAUAAGUUAUGACACCGACUGUUGGUGAUGGCGCCGAGCCGCCACACAUCGUCGUGCUGGAUGGAGGUUUCUCUACGCAGCUGUCUUGCCACGUGGGACACAUCAUAGAUGGAGACCCGCUGUGGAGUGCCCGCUUUCUUCAUACGCAUCCUAACGAGGUGGUGAAUACCCACUUAGACUUUCUUAGAGCGGGAGCUCACCUAAUAAUAACAAAUACGUAUCAAGCAUCACUUGACGGUUUUGUGGAACAUCUUGGCGUAACACCCGAACAAGGUUACGCGCUUAUAUUGCGUGCUGUAGAGCUAGCAAAGCGCGCUCGCACUCUUUACUUGGAAGAAUAUGAAGACUGCAUUCAGGAUGAUCAUGUCCCGUUGGUCGUGGGAUCAGUGGGUCCGUAUGGAGCUCACCUUCACGAUGGAUCUGAAUACGAUGGCAGCUACGCCGAUACGACCACUGUUCAGACAAUGCGCGAAUGGCAUCGACCACGGAUCCAAGCUUUAGUGGAAGCGGGGGUAGACUUACUUGCUUUGGAGACAAUACCUUGUCAAGAAGAAGCCGAAAUGUUAUGUGACCUGUUGCGCGAGUUUCCACAUGUAAAGGCAUGGCUUUCUUUCAGUUGUAAGGACGACCAAAGUAUAGCUCACGGUGAAAGCUUCCAAAAAGUGGCCAAAAAAUGUUGGGAAGCGAAUCCAGAUCAAUUAGUGGCGGUGGGAGUGAAUUGCUGCGCGCCUUCCUACGUAUCAGCUCUAUUGAAAGGGAUCAACGACGACCGGCCCCACUCCCCCAUCCCAUUGAUUGUUUAUCCCAACUCAGGCGAAAAGUACAAUCCACAAAUAGGGUGGAUUGAUCGAGACAAGUGUGAAGCAGUGGAGGUGUUCAUUCAGGAGUGGUUAGACUUAGGAGUGCGGUAUGUGGGUGGAUGCUGUCGCACAUAUGCGGCAGAUGUCUCACGUAUCCGCAACCAGGUCAAUUGUUGGCGCGACCGUUGGCGCUUCCAAGCCAAAUAUCAAGCUAAUCUCAAUUCUAAUAAUAGUGCCGUCGACUGAAACCACUGAAACAACGGGGAGACAAUCAAAUCGUUGACUUCUAUUUUCAUCUGUAUGAUAUUUAGUUUAAAAAAAUGUUGUUAUUGAUAAUUUAUUUGCAUUUUAUGUAAAUUGGUAUCAUUGGAUAUAAAUUUUGUUAAACACAUUAGCAAACAGAUUAUGCUUGGUUUUUAAUGUCUAUAAAUACAAUUUAUCAUAUUAUUAUUAAAAGAAGUUCUUUUAGCCCUUAAACUUUUCAUUACUUUAUUUAAACAGAAAGAGUUUAAUAAAUUUUGUUGUGUUCAGUUAAAAGAUGGUAUAUAGGUACGACAGAAAUGCAACAUCUGCUUUGUUAAGGCCUUACUACUUUACUUGAUGCCGUGUACAUUUGUUGACUUUUCGACAUUAUUCAACGUGGCUUGCAGUGUGGUUUUUAAUAUCAUGACUUUUAGAAUAUUACCGUCAAAUGAAGAGAGGUAGUGAUGUUUACCGACAUCUGUCAUUAAAGGCAUUCACACAAAGAUAAAAUAUUAAAUACUACUCGUACCUACUAUUUAUAUCUGAUUGAAAAUAUUUUGACAGAUGUCGUGCGAUAAUUGACAAUGGGACAAGUUGCUGCCGCAAGGCGUAUGGACCCAUUGUAUAUUGUAUGUUUUAGACCAAUCCAGAAACGAUAUAAGUCUUUAUUGUUGCGGUUUGGUUAGGGCCUGGGUCGGGGCGAAAUUUUUAGCAGCCCAGAGUCAGGAAGCUGGCGGUGUUUCACCCCCGUGCCUCGGAAAGCACGUAAAGCCGUUGAUCCUACACCUGAUCUCUCUCCGGUCGUGUUGGUUUACCGUUCCAUCGGACUAUGAGAGUGAGGGAAUAGAGAGUGCACCUGUGCUUGCGCAUACACUCGGGCACUAUAAUUCUGUUCUGCACAGAUGGCUAGUCUCCGUUGGGAGAGGCCGCCGUGAACGGAAUUCGGUCUGGAGGACAUUAAAAUAGUACAUCGGUUUGGUACACCAUGCAAAUUACAUCAAUGUCGUACUGACCAAUCAAAAAACGAAAUAACAAGUCUAUAUCCUUUAAUAUGCGAUCGACAUCGGCUCGAUAUGACGAGCGUUUGUUACAUCGUUAUCUUACCGACUAAUCAAGAAACGCUCUUAAUGGCACAUACCUACGAUAUUUUAGCUAACGUACUGUCACCACUGUGAUGAGAGAAAAUAUUUGAAGAAAACUUUGCACAAUGUAUACAAAAGGAACGAUAAGAUUGGUUGUAUGAGUUUAGUUUGUUGACAUAAGACGAAGGUCGACAUUCGGAAGCUGAUGAAAUGUUCGUUUCCAAUAACUUUCUUUGCGAAAUACCAAUCUAUUAAAAGUACACAGGAGUUUCGGGAGAUAAAUGGAAGCAUUUUAAUGAAAAUUAUUUUUUUGAUCUUACCUACAUACGGGAAGGUAUAGAUAAAAGUACAUAGUCGAAACGGUAAAACUACGAUGAGAACACAAUAUUGGAAAUAUAAUUACAUUAUCCGUAUAAAAGUGCGCCAUUUGGCGCAAUAAUAGCCAAUGUGUAAAGAUCGAUGGCAGUUUUUACCACGUUUUUAUUAAGUCACUUUCUUUUUUGCCUUUCGUUCCGGGUGGAAUUUAGUAAUUGAUUUUAAACUUACUUCCCAAUGAGCUGGAACACUUGACAUUUUGAAUAUAGGUCGAAUUAGGAUGACAAUUAAAAAUAAUAUGAUAAAAAACGUGAUUUAAAAAUUAAUUUGUUAUUUUUUAUGCCUGCUAGAAUGUAAAUUUAAACACUCAUUGUGCGGUGCCAAUUUUUUCAAACAGCAUAAUAUUGCCGAGUUGUACAUAAAAUGGUACGCCUCAGCUAGUUGUAGAAAUAUAAAUCUUAAUUAUUACUGGAUUGCUAUCAAAUUUACACGAGGCCACUGUACUGUUGUGCAAAAUUGAAUAUUUGAUUGAAUGACAUCAUAU
Molecule: messenger RNA, 3155 nt
Organism: Parnassius mnemosyne (clouded apollo)
Lineage: Eukaryota; Metazoa; Arthropoda; Insecta; Lepidoptera; Papilionidae
Source: the annotation of a GenBank genome assembly